AUGCAUUAGAGAGUAAUAACAAAUGAGAGUCCAUAUCACAGAUAAAUUUACAUGCGACCUCGUCUCUAAUCUCAAGACCCAGGUCGUAGGGUCUUGACAGAAAAUGAUACCAAGACUAACAUUUCAAGGAAACUUACGAAAUUCGACUUUGAUUCUGUGCUAACUAUUAGAACAAGCAAGGGGAGCAAAAAGUUUAAGCCACAACGCUUUGAAGUCAAACCAAUAGUAAGGUAUUUAAGCAAAGUUUAGAAAACUGAAGUCGACUCGGAGUUGGAGACCUAUCAAAGAAUGGUUCUGGCUAAAAUGAAGGAGAAGAAUAUUCUACCAAAACAACGUUCGUUAAGCAAUGCUACUCCACAACAAAAGAGCUAGGAUCGUUAUGCUUCCUUAGAUUCACAAAAUAGAAUAAACAAAUAAUAAAAUCAGAAUGUGCAUCCUAAGAUUUUGUGGGAUAUGUCCGAAGAUGAAUGGUAAUAAUUCGGGGAUCGAUUCCCUCAACAUUUUGAAAAGAAGAAGUUGCUUGGCAGAGGAGGCUUUUCAUUGGUAUGGUUAGGAGAACAUAAAAGAACCAAAGAAAAAUUUGCCAUCAAAUAGAUCCUCUCUACUAACACUCAUCAAUCCCAUAUGAAGGAAAUCUGGUUUGGCAUUCAUUUCUUCUAAGAUGGCCAGCCUAAAAAGCAAUUCUCCAAUUUUCCAGGUUGCAAAAAUUUAGUACGCUUCUUGACUUACGACAUCAAACCUCAAGACACUUGGAUCUUCUAAGAAAUCUGUGGUGAAAGUCUUGGAAAUCAUCUUUAUGAUCUCAAAGGAAAAAAUGUUAAUAACGAACGCAUGUACAGGUUAACACUCAAACCUCUCUAUAACACUUUCAGAAAAGAUUUAACAGAACUCAAAAAACUCAUCCGAGAAUUAGCCUAGGCUCUUGAUCUAUUACAGGAUUAAAGAAUAGUUCAUUCUGAUCUUAAGACUGAAAACAUUCUUGUUAAGAAAAUCAAAAAUGAGAACGAUUUACAUGAACUAACCUAAAUUAAAUUGAUCGAUUAUGGCAGCAGUUUCCCUUUUGAUGAUUUGAAAUAGUUUUCCAUGGCCACACCAGAAUAUAUGUGUCCAGAAAUACUCAACUAUAUCUUAUAUGAAAAUUAGAUGAAUUACCGUCCUUGUUUAAUGAAAUACCUAAAAAAUUACAAGAAACCUUGGGUCAUUGAUGUUUGGUCUCUUGGUUGUGUGGUACUUGAGAUCAUCUCAGGAAUCCCACUCUGGAUGAGUCUUAAAACUAUUGUCACCAAAAAUGGAAAAGAAAUUAUCGAUUAUGGAUUAUUUGCUGUUAAGGGUAGAGUUUUUGAUAAGAUUAUUGAUCGUCAGAUGGAAGUUAUUUAAAAUUUAGAUAGUUAUAUUGAUAAAAAUUAUUCUGGUAUUAAAAUAGAUAAUUAAAUACGAUUUGUCUUGAAAGAAAUGUUAAAUUUGGAUCCAGAGAAAAGGUUAUCCCCAAAGCAAAUAGUUGAAUACUUAUCCACAAGGAAGGAAUACCUUACAACUCAUUGA
Molecule: messenger RNA, 1542 nt
Organism: Paramecium tetraurelia
Lineage: Eukaryota; Ciliophora; Oligohymenophorea; Peniculida; Parameciidae
Exons: 4
Biological process (GO): mitotic DNA damage checkpoint signaling; protein phosphorylation
Cellular component (GO): nucleus; cytoplasm
Molecular function (GO): ATP binding; protein serine/threonine kinase activity
Source: RefSeq, a predicted model, not a curated record